GACUAGUUUUUGCCGUUCCAAUAAAAGGGAAAGAAAAGAGAGAGAAAGGACUUCAGCGGAUCCAAGAGAUGGCCCUUAACUGCAUCAGCUUAGCUCUUCUCUCCUAUCUAAUCUUGUUACCCUCCCUAUCUCCAUUCUCCCAUGCAAUAGACACCAUCAAACCAGGCCAACCCUUGGAAGAUGGCAAGACACUCAUCUCCGCCGGCGAGAAAUUCGAACUCGGUUUCUUUAGCCCUGGCAAGUCUUCGAACCGUUACGUGGGAAUUUGGUACCACAACUUCUCGAUCAACACCGUCGUAUGGGUUGCCAACCGAGAAAGGCCGGUCAGGGACCACUCGGGAUCUCUAGCCAUCGGAUAUGAUGGCAACCUCGUAGUCCUCGACGGGACCAAGAGCAUCGUUUGGUCGUCGAACACUUCGACGGCGACGAACAAUUCGCUGGUGCAACUCAUGGAUGAUGGCAACUUGGUCCUCAACAACUCCGGGAGCGUCGCAUGGCAGAGCUUCGACAACCCAACCGACACGUACAUGCCCGGCAUGAAGGCAGGUCUGGACCUCAGGACCCACGUAAACCAGAAGCUAACCUCAUGGACAAGUGAAGACGAUCCAGCCCCGGGGAACUUCUCACUCGGCAUGGAUCCGAGCGCGUCGACGCAGAUCUUUGUGUGGGAGGGGACGAAGCCUCGGUGGAGGUCCGGCCGGUGGAACGGGCAGGUGUUCAUCGGCGUGCAGAACAUGCUGCCUACUUAUGUCUAUGGCUUCAGGCUUAUCAACAUCGAGCAAGAACAGAAGAUGUACUUCUACUAUAACGAAUUCAACAGUUCGCAUCGGUACGUAUUAACAUGGGAUGGUAUCGGCAGGCAUCUGAUUUGGAGGAAUGAUACUAAUGACUGGUAUCAAUUUUGGGCGCAACCAGUUACAGAGUGUGAGAUUUACAACAAAUGUGGGAAGUACGGGAGUUGCACGGAUGGAGCGACACCAAUUUGCAGCUGUUUGAGAGGGUUCGUGCCGGCGUCGAGCGAGGACUGGAGUGAUGGGAAUUGGUCCAGCGGGUGUGUUAGAAGGACGCCAUUGGGGUGUGGGAGGGGAAAUAAUAGCGAGGAGGCGGGAGGAGAUGGAUUCUGGAAGUUGGGAGGGGUGAAGUUGCCAGACAUCUCGGAUUGGAAACAAGACGCGGUGGAUAUCGAGGGCUGUGAAGAGCGUUGCUUGGGGAACUGUUCAUGCACGGCCUAUGCAUACGUCAGUGGGAUUGGGUGUUUGAUAUGGGGGGUGGAUCUAUUGGACAUUCAUUUAUUCUCGAGCGGCGGAAAUGACCUGUAUCUCCGGCUUGCCGGAUCUGAACUAGAUAAGAAGAGUAAUAAAACUUUCAUCAUAAUUAUAGUCCCUGUGGCAGUGAUCCUUUCCUUGGGAUGCAUCUACCUGUUGUGGAGGUGCAAGAACAGAAUAAAAGAGUUGUUUAAGCAACGAUUAGCUGGAGAAAGGGGAUUGAUGUAUUCUACCAGAGGCCAAGAAAGAUUGACGGAUUAUUCAGCCUCGAUUGGAAAGAGGAUUGGAGAUGAAGGAAGUGAUGGAAAAUGCCCAGAAUUAUCACUGUGGAGUUUUGAUUCUGUAGUAGCUGCUACAAAAAGCUUUUCCGAUUCCAAUUUUAUUGGUGAAGGUGGGUUUGGUCCCGUUUACAAGGGCAUACUACCUGAAGGACAAGAAAUAGCCGUGAAAAGGCUUUCUAGGAGCUCCAUGCAAGGCCUUGAUGAGCUUAAGAAUGAGGUGAUGCUUAUAGCGAAACUUCAACACAGGAACCUUGUAAGGCUCUUGGGUUGUUGCAUCCAAGAGGAAGAGAAGAUACUAAUCUAUGAGUACAUGCCUAACUCAAGCUUGGAUGCUUUCCUUUUUGAUCCAAUUAAAACAGGGCUUCUAGACUGGAAAACACGGCACAACAUCAUUGAAGGGAUUGCCCGUGGGCUCCUCUACCUUCAUAGGGAUUCGAGGCUUAGGGUAAUUCAUCGCGACCUAAAAGCUAGCAACAUUUUGCUGGAUGAAGAGAUGAACCCCAAAAUUUCAGACUUUGGCAUGGCUAGGAUCUUUGGCAACGAUGAUAAUGAAACUAAUACAAAGCGAGUGGUCGGAACAUUUGGCUACAUGUCUCCUGAAUAUGCAAUGCAAGGGCUAUUUUCAGUAAAAUCUGAUGUCUAUAGCUUCGGAGUUCUACUAUUAGAGAUUGUUAGUGGGAAGAAGAAUAGUACAUACCGUCACCCGGAAUUGGCUAUGAACCUAAUAGCAUCGGCUUGGAAACUAUGGAAUGAGGACAGAGUGAUGGAGUUUGUGGAUCCAAUCAUCAGGGAUUCAUGUUCGAGAAGGCAAGUGUCAAGAUGCGUCAAUGUGGGUCUCUUAUGCGUGCAGGACCGUCCGAAUGAUCGGCCGACCAUGGCAUCGGUUGUUAUAAUGUUGGGAAGCGAGACUUCCAGUCAUCCACCACCCAGGCAACCUAUUUUUACUGUAGAGAGCGGCUACAGUGAGACUGACUCAUCAACGGUUGAUCUUAAUAUCAUGUCUGCGAAUGCUUCAAUCACUAUCAUUGAUGGAAGAUAGAAGUUUUACGCCAUAAAACCUUUUCAAAAGAAUAGUGUCCUUCAGUUAUUUGUACUAUAUGAGUCUAUAGGAUGUAUGUCCAUCAAGAACAGUGAGAGAAUUAAAUCUUCUCAUCAUAUUUGACAUUAGUUUUACAUUCUUAAUGAGGUUUCCAUGCAUUCUCAAUUACCAAUGUUUUGAUUCAUGAUGAAAAAUA
Elaeis guineensis (African oil palm) is the source of this 2781-nucleotide messenger RNA. Its product is annotated as G-type lectin S-receptor-like serine/threonine-protein kinase B120. Gene Ontology annotation, cellular component: plasma membrane. Gene Ontology annotation, molecular function: protein serine/threonine kinase activity; ATP binding. Lineage: Eukaryota; Viridiplantae; Streptophyta; Magnoliopsida; Arecales; Arecaceae. The record is from RefSeq and is a predicted model, not a curated record. Gene Ontology annotation, biological process: recognition of pollen; protein phosphorylation.